GACUCGGCCUCAAACGAGUAACUGGUGUGGUGUGUGAACAUCGCCACUAGCUGUGUACUACCCGGGCAAAGCCGGGUAGUGCACAGCUAGUACAGUAUAUUCUGUGUGGGGGGAGCAGUAUAUUCCAAUUACGUCUUUGGCGGUGAGUCUGAACCGAGGAAGGCGAAUCUGGGUGGAUGGCAAGCCCUCUCACUCAGAGUGAAACAUUAACAAUCCCCGAUCAUUACACGAUUUCGCUUUGCAGUCAAUCCGGGAAUCGAUUUGCUGUUGUCUCGCCGUCAAUCGCCUCCUUUGUGGUCGAUUAUUAAAGUUACAAUGUUUUUGUUUGUUCUCUAUCAUGUUGUAUUUAGUUAUGUGAAUGCUCAUUCGUGGUCACAUUACGUCAUUUGUACGUACGGGAUAGUGUAUAUAAUAUUUGGGAAUCGAAAACAUCGAUUCAACUCCAGGUCAGCUGAUCGUGAUGUAACCGUCAGCUGGUCGCGUGCUGGAUUCUUGACUGGGACGCUACCGGCGGGGAGGAGGGGACCUCGCGGGCACCGGCCGUGAGAGCCACGAUGGAGGGCGUGGUGGUGGUGCACGGCGGCGCCGGCGUCGUCACCGACGACCGGGCUGAGGCCUGCAGGGCGGGCGUGAAGCGUGCCGCGGCCCAGGGGGCCCGCGUGCUCGCCGCGGGGGGCUCCGCCGUGGACGCCGUGGAGGCGGCGGUGGCGCUGCUGGAGGACGACCCCAACUUCAACGCGGGCGUGGGCUCGGUGCUCAACGCGGACGGGGAUAUCGAGCAGGAUGCACUCGUGAUGGACGGCUGGCGCCUCGCAGCCGGCGCCGUCUCCUGUGUGCGCAACAUCGCCAACCCCGUGCUCCUCGCUCGCCUCGUCAUGGACAAGACGAGCCACGCGAUGCUGACGGGGAGUGGAGCGGCGGAAUUCGCGCGCUCCCUGGGAGUCCCCGAGGUUCCCGCGGAGCAGCUGGAGACGCCGCGCUCCCGCCAGCGCUGGGAGAAGAACCGGCGGCCUGACCCCCAGCGCCACCCAGACGAGCUGCACGGUACCGUGGGAGCGGUGGCGCUGGACCGCUCCGGCAACCUGGCGUGCGCCACGUCCACCGGAGGGAUGACCAACAAGAUGGUGGGCAGGGUUGGAGACACUCCGUGCAUUGGGAGCGGAGGCUACGCAGACAACCAGCUGGGCGCGGUGUCGACCACGGGCGAUGGGGAGUCCAUCAUGCGCGUGGUGCUCGCGCGUCUCGUCCUCUUCAACGUCCAGCAGGGCAUGAGCCUGGAGGAGGCGGCCGACUCGGCGCUGAGUCACAUGACGGCGCGGGUGGGCGGCACGGCGGGCCUCGUGCUGCUGGCGCCUGACGGCCGCUGGGCCGCGCGCUGCAACUCGCUCCGCAUGUCCUGGGCGGCCGCCUCACCCGGGGCCGCCCUGCUUCACUACGGCCUCGAGCGUGGGGAGAUCCUCACUGAGCCGGCGCCACCGGUGCCGCUCACCGGGCCUGGGCUUGGGGCUGGGCCCAAGCAGUGACCCGGGGGGAGGGGGCGGGGUGGGGAGGACGGUGGGGUGGACGGCGAACGUCGGCGUCGUUCGCACGCUGGCGGUGAUCGCGGGCGGGGGGGGCGUGCGGCGCUGAGACGUCGGUCGGGCUCUGGGCCGCACGGGAGAGGUGGCAGCGACGUGCCGGCGUGGGUAGGAGGGGAGACGCGGCUCUGUCAGCAAAGCCAGAGUGAUUUCCAAUGAGGCACUGUUCACAGCCCUGAUCCAGCCAUGGAAAUCCCACAUUCCUGCGGCGGGGGGCGAGUCUAUCCAUAAGACGACUACUGUCGGCUUCCCCCACAACGUGGCACCCGUUUUAUCAUCCCCCGGGAUGGAUGAUGGGCUGAGUCGACCGCUGCCGGAUGAAUGCUUCGCCCCACGCCGCGCCGAGCGGGAGGGUAAGGUUUGACGCGUCGCGUGCGAGCGGCAGCGCUUGCGAACGUCGCGAGCUGUACAUUGGCGGCGUUUGUCUCUCGUGGAAAUGGCGGACGGGGCUUGGGUAAGAAGAAAAAUGGAUUCACGUGGAGGCUUCCCGCCGGUGUGUCGAGGCCUCGCGGCCACACGUGUACACCGGGGCGCGCGUGCCGGCGAGGCGGAGGGGCCCCCGAGGAGCGUGUCCCUGUCCUUUACUGGACCCCCCCACAUGCUCUGUUCCUCAGGUUCUCGUUUUAAAUUCGCGGGAGGUGUGUUCAGAAUCGCUGUGUAGGCGGUACGUCUGCGUGCGUCCGUGCGUGUGUGUCUGUGCGUGUAGGGAGCGGUGGUGUGGCGGUCAGCACGCUCCACUACGAAACUGGCGGCCCGAGUUCGAUUCCCACUCACGGCCAAAACCAGUAACGAGUAUUUGAACUGGUCCUUGGCCUCCUC
This is a messenger RNA of Petromyzon marinus (sea lamprey), 2396 nucleotides long. It is a transcript of the gene ASRGL1, whose product is annotated as asparaginase and isoaspartyl peptidase 1. The record is from RefSeq and is a predicted model, not a curated record. Gene Ontology annotation, cellular component: cytoplasm. Lineage: Eukaryota; Metazoa; Chordata; Hyperoartia; Petromyzontiformes; Petromyzontidae. Gene Ontology annotation, molecular function: asparaginase activity.